Messenger RNA from Anoplopoma fimbria (sablefish), 5599 nucleotides. RefSeq lists its product as uncharacterized. The transcript is spliced from 11 exons. The coding region runs from base 157 to 2058 and encodes 633 amino acids. NCBI's taxonomy places the organism in Eukaryota, Metazoa, Chordata, Actinopteri, Perciformes, Anoplopomatidae. The record is from RefSeq and is a predicted model, not a curated record.
UCUUCAGGGGGGCGAGGCUGGAAAGCAGGGAGACGACGAGGGAGAAAACCGGCAACGUCCACACAGAUAUCCUCCUCUGAAAAUCAUCCAGACAUCUGCACUGACUGCAAACUCCGACCGGCCGAUAUAAAGGCAGGCACAAAACAAUCAGCCAGGAUGGCGACAGUCAGUUUGAUCGCAUUCAGCUUUCUGCUCAGCACAGCUCUUUCUGCCCCUGUAAAAGUCGAUGAGGACUCCAUGACUUUGUUCCACGGGGAGGAUUUCCACAUCAUGCUGCCCACCCUGGCGUUGGAGGUCAUGUUUCGGAACAGGUCUGCUCCGCGGUCGGGCGAUGUGGUAUUGAUGCGGGAGGGCGUUGUGGUCAACCAUCGGGCCAAACUCAACCGCCGCCUCAGCCACCUGAUUAUAGACGCUGUGGGUGAGGGAGACGAGGGCGUGUACACCAUGAAGAAUCCAGAGAAGGAAGGGGAAAUCAGAAGCAUUACGCUCAUUGUCCGAGAUUGCUCCAAUGAGCAGCUCAUUAAAUAUGGAGAUAACUACCAUAUUCCACUGGUAGGGGUGACUCCUCCCAUCACCCUGGAGUACAGGCCCAGUGAUGUGGAGGCCAACCUGACAUCUAAACCUGCUCUGAUGCUGCUGACCAGUGCAGGGACUUUCGGGGCCGGCUACGAGGGUCGAAUCAGCGUCAAUGAGCGCCAUGUCACCCUAAGUGCUGUCACGGGUGCAGACGAAGGUAGCUACACUGUCAGGGAUGACGUAGGUGUUAUCCAAAGGAAAGUGUGUCUCAACGUCAAAGAACACCAAAACUUUCUGACCUUGCCAAACGGUAAAAGUCUGAAGAUCAACCUGAUACUCAACAGCUCCUUGGUCCAUCUCUACUACAUCCCGAACUACGACCACACACCCCGUCUGCUGCUGGACAAGGGGGAAUUCACGAGUGCCCGAACAGAGCUGGGUCUUGAGGACCGUCUUACUUUGGAUGGUUCAUUGGUUUAUCUGGAUUCGGUCAAGAGUGCAGAUGUGGGCCAGUUCAAAGUUACUGACAUAAUGGGAUUCACUGUGUCCACCACCCACCUGGGAAUACAACCCUACAAGCUGGAGUCACUGUAUGUUGCCAUCAUUGCCCUGUUGGGUCUGCUGGUCUUCCUCCUGCUGGUUUGUCUGCUGUCCUGCCUGAUCAAAGUGAAGAAGAGGGCCAAGAGGGCUGCUGCUCUGGAGAAGAUUGCCCAUAGUUCUGGCAAAGAGGAUGAGGGAGAGGCCUUCAGACAGGUGGUCAAGAACAUCACCAAACUCAGUGAGGAUUCCAAGCACUCCCAGGCAGACAAUACAGAGAAAUCUCAAAGCACUGAGGUGGAUAUUAAAGGUCUGGAGGUUUCCUCUAAAGAGGUUGGGGUCGGUAACCUAGACACCAGUGACUCCGGCGUUGGCUUUAACACCGCCCUCCCACUAGACACUGACACUGAUGCCGCUGAUCAAAACCUUGACUCUGUUGCCGUAAGCGUCUCUGUUGCUUCUGAAACCAAACCAAGUCCACCGCCUGCCGAUGCUGAGUCCAAGCCAAGCGCUCCUCCAGCUACCGAAGUUCAAUCCAGUCCAGUAGCUAAAACUAAAGCCUGCCCUGCACCCGAGACCAAGAAAACCCCUGAUCAGCAAGUGGAAGCACAGUUGGACGUGCCCAAACCAGCAGAUGUUAAGCUCAGCCCAGCCUCGAGCCCUGAGCCCAAGGCUGGUCUAAGUCCAGCUGAUCCAAAGCCUGCACCCAGCCCAAGCCCAGAGCCUAAACCAGCUACUCCUAAAGCCACCACUCCGACACCGGAAAGUAAGAGUGCUUUGACGCCAACACCUGAGCCACCCAAACCAACCACACCGGAGCCUAUUACCAACGGUACAAGUGAGCCAGGCCCCGAUUCCAAACCGAGCCCAGAUCACGCUGAUAUUAUCGGAGCUCCAAAAGCAGCUCCCCCUAAAACCCCUGAAGUGGAGCAGAAAUCUAGUGGGGCCGCACUGGAGGCUAGCAAAGACGGCACUGUGGCUGAAGAUUCAUCCACCACCACUUGAGAACUGCCCCUGCAAAUACCUGAGGAAAGCCCCAGAGAUCUUCUCCGUCUACCACCACUCUAGACAAUCCAACAACCCCCACCAAAUAAUGAAGAAACCACUGAAAAUGGGGCGAGGACUUUGAUUUAACAUGUCUAAUGCGUGAACACAGUAUAACUUUGAUAAAAAAAUUCUCACUCACCGACUAACACAUAACCUUUGACGCUCUCUGAUUCGGAAAAAACUUCACGUAACAAAUGCGGCUUGUUGAUUGUUAAACAUUGUAGUUGUUUAAACCUUGCAGAUUUAUAGUUACUUCAUAUGAAGAUUGUCUGCAAAUUAAUUCCUUUGCAAAAUUUUACAAAUAAAAUUCCACAUCAGGUCUUUUCUAACAUUAUGAGGUAGCCAGAAAAGGUUUACAACAUUUCUUUAAAACAGGAAUAUUAUAGGAUUGUCUUCCAUCUAAAGUCUAAAAUGCUUGUUCCUCUAUCAGCAUGUGGAUAAAACAGACAAAAUGCAUGCAAUUUUCAGCCAAUGUCAUCUCAAAACAAACACAAACGUGUGAUGAUACUUUUGAUUGGACAUCAUCAAAACAGAAAUGAAAGCCUUCUUGAUCACACACUGUACAUAGCUGAUGUAUGGAUGUUAUACGCUUGUGCCCGUCCUCUGGCUUCAGUAACAUCAUCUGCAAUACAUUAUCACAUAUUGAAAAAAAGAUUUGUUUUGUGUGACUUCACACACAUAAGAACACAUACUAAUAAUACUAACCCCUACUAUUUAUAGUCUCUGAGAUUAAGAUUCAGACUCCCAGUGGAUAUCUCAGAAGAUUAAAAUGUGUUUUUGCAGACUGAUCCCACAAGUCUAGAUCAACCACUUUACUGCCUUUGAUCUGGAUUUCCCCGUGGCUCUAUAAGAAAAACACAUUAUUUCUUCAGUUUAGUAGCAAGCUCAUGCCAGCAGCAACUCCAGCACUUAAUAGGACCACCAUGUUCCUGCCGUACAUCUGCUUUCCAAAGGUGAAAUACUGAAUGAGAGCGCCUGGUGGGUUCAAAUAGUUAGAAAAUGCGUUUUUUUCAGCCUUUCGUUAUCCUUCUGUUCUUCCUUCUUCCCUUGUUCCUUUUGUCUGUCCUCCCUUCAAUGACCCUCCCCCCUUCUUCCUACUUCCUUCCUCUCCUUUUACUUUGCUGUAACUUCUAAAGUACACAGGCUUUGUCAGAGAUUAGGAUUUUAUGUUCAAACUAGAUAUUUCCUCUGAAGUUUUCGAUGGAGUUGACAACUGCUGUGUCUUUGGCCCUCUGAAUUUUUGGCAGAAGCUUAAACUUUAAUGCCUUGCAUCUUAAAUGGCUCAGAAAUACUGCAAUGAGCUCUUUAUAAAUACCACGACAUCAUCAAUGUGGACCUUCAGUCAACAAAAAGUUCUGUCUUAGUUGAAACUCUUGUAUGGAACAGUGGAGGUGUGCAUUUCAUUCUAGUGUUACAAAUGCACGUCUCUACCUCGUGUUUAAAUGGCGACUCAGAAACCAAUGACAGGUCAGGUUUGGUUCACUGAAAUCUACAAAAAGCACAAAAUGACAGCUUAGAAUUUUCAAUCAAAUGAUCAGUGAAAUGUCGGAAUAGUGUGAGAGGUAGAUCCAUCUACCACCAACUGGCCUUUCUUGGUAGCUCUGCUGUGUUAGUAGAUUUUUCUUACGAGUAAAUUAAUAUCAGGCAAUUCGUCAGCAUUUUAAAAAGCAAUAUGAUAUGAAGACAUGUUUAGAUGUUAAAUUUGAUACUUAGAUCAAUGAAUAUAAUAUAUAAACUGAAACAAACCAAAUAAUUAUUAAGGGGCUUCGAUGUUGGAUGGACAAACAGUCAGAUGGUCAGAUGUAUUAAACACCAAUUUAGGCAAUUUUCUUCAUACACACAUAUACACACAAACACACACAUUGCAGCCUUGUAAAUAUUGCAUGUGUACGCCAGUUUAACCCCCUUAAAGCUGAAUGUUUCUAGUGUAUAGAAUGGUUAUUGUAUUAUACUUGAUAAUAAAGAAGAAAACUAAUUUAAAUUUCUCACCAACAUUAAAUCCAGAAUAUAAAAUAUAUACACAUACAGUACUAUAUACACUAAUAUUCACUAACGUCUUAAACUAAUUUCAGAACCAAAUAUUGUAAAAAUCCAUCAAGACUUUAUUAGAUCUUUUGAGAUCAAUUAUCUGCAUUUAUUGCCAUUCCAACCUGUUGAUACUCACAGCAUACAGCAUCUCUCACAGUAUUUACAUAUUGUAUUAAAAUGUUUAACCUAUGCCACUGAUAGCACUGACUGCAGCAUGCCCACAACAUGAAAACAGGCUUUUAUUGUCCUAAAGUUGUGUCUGUGUGUGUGACCAGAGAAGUGAUGUUUUAAUGUUGCCAUCAUUGUGUGUUUGGUUUUUUUCUGUUUAUGCGUUAGUGCCUCUGACGCACAUUUGUAUGAGUGCUGAUCUACAACCGAGUGUUUGUGCGUGUUGAAUCUAUGCAUAGCCAGUUUGUACAGAAUGACACAACUGUACGUUAUAUGUGUGCUUCUCCGUCUGUUGUGAGGUAUUCAUGUGCCUGCUUUAAUCGUCUUGCAACGUGAAGAAAAAUAAGUGCUGUGUUUAAGUCACGAGAGAAUGUUUAAAUCCACCACAUAUUGUAAAAGAUAUUGUAACUUUGAGAUAUUUGAGUGAACUUUUGUCUUUGUUUAGUGCCUAAAACGUAUACUGGAUAGUUGGCCUGUAUUCUGUAAUUUGCAGACACUCCUAAUGGCACCUUUUUCUUAAUAGGAAGGGUAUUCACGAAAGCUGUUUGCACACCUGACUGAACAAAGGGGCACCACUGACUGGCCUAUGAUAUGCUAAUGUGUAGGAGAUAUGUGAUGGAUUGCAUUGAAAGUGAUUAUGAAAGUCUGACUUCCAGGUUUUCCGGAUGAUUCUGGGUAGCAUUAGGAGUGCUGAGUGUGUUCUAUUUGUAUGUGAGGGUGUUUUUUCAUUACGGUAAUCAAGUCUGUGGCACAGUACGGAGUACACGAGUGAAUUCAUGACAGCAGCAGAUGAAACACAAAGCUUUGUGUGGGUUAUGUUGUGGUAAGCAAUUGAUGAGAGACUGCUAAAACAGCAUUUCCAUGCAACACCACUACUGUAUAUCGUCAGUGGUUGUAAUACCACUGCAGAGUGAGUAGGGAUGUGAUGGAUGUAGACAGUGUGUGGUUGGCAGGACAAGCCUUUGGUUUACACGUUACCAGCAUCUUCAAGAAGGCUCAGUCUAGUGGGAUUGGAGUUAUUACAUCGAACUGGUGCCAGAGGGAUUGUGGUGUCAUACCCACCUCUAAUAACCUAAUAAAAGCACCAGUACUAUAAGUACCGCUGGCACUUCUUGCACUGUGUGAGUUGUCUCUGCCCCGAUCUUCUCUGUUUACUUCUGCUGUUCUGGCCUGGGUGUGGUGUGACAUCCCACAUGUUCUCUCUGUACUCCCCUUUUUGCACAACACUUCACACAGAUGUUUUGUAAAGAAAAUAGAUUUUUCUUCAUCUCAUGUCUAAAGGAAAACUAAGAAUAAACAAGUG